Molecule: messenger RNA, 10478 nt
Organism: Orcinus orca (killer whale)
Lineage: Eukaryota; Metazoa; Chordata; Mammalia; Artiodactyla; Delphinidae
Gene: PDE11A
Product: phosphodiesterase 11A
Exons: 20
Coding region: 145-2937 (930 amino acids)
Biological process (GO): signal transduction
Molecular function (GO): protein binding; 3',5'-cyclic-nucleotide phosphodiesterase activity
Source: RefSeq, a predicted model, not a curated record
CCCUUAGGAUUCCACUGCUCCGCAGAAUCUCGGCCCGGAGCUGGGAAUACCGGUGGGGUGUCAUGUGCAGGGCCGGCUAGACGGCUGGGGCAGGGAAACAUUUGGUCCAAGUGUAGAGAGGCAGAGAAAGCUGUGUCUGGGACCAUGACAGCCUCCCGCCUGGACUUUGGGGAGGUGGAAACUUUCCUGGACAGGCACCCAGAGUUGUUUGAAGAUUACUUGAUGCGGAAGGGAAAGCAGGAGAUGGUGGAGAAGUGGCUGCAGAGACACAGUCAAAGUCAGGGGGCUUUAGUGGCUGGCACAAGCGGCGUGGCUCACGGCGGUGGCAGAGGUAGUAGCAGCAGCGUUGGUGAUGGCACCGGACCAAAUGUCUCUGCUAGCAGCCAGCACACUCCGGGUGGUGGGGACUCAGGGGGGGUUCCCCUGAAUCCCAGCUGGGCCAGUGGCAGCCGCAGCGAUGGGAGCCUGCAGCGGAGAGCUUCUCAGAAAGAGCUAAGGAAGAGUUUUGCCCGCUCCAAGGCCAUCCACGUGAAUAGGACCUACGAUGAACAAGUGACCUCCCGGGCCCAGGAGCCCCUGAGCAGUGUGCGGCGGAGGGCACUUCUCCGGAAGGCCAGCUCCCUGCCCCCCACCACUGCUCACAUUCUCAGUGCACUGCUGGAAUCGCGGGUGAAUGUGCCUCAGUACCCCCCUACCGCCAUGGACUACAAGUGCCACCUCAAAAAGCAUAAUGAGCGUCAGUUCUUCCUGGAACUGGUCAAGGAUAUAUCCAAUGACCUUGACCUUACCAGUCUGAGCUACAAGAUCCUCAUCUUUGUCUGUCUCAUGGUGGACGCUGACCGCUGCUCUCUCUUCCUGGUGGAAGGGGCAGCUGCUGGCAAGAAGAGCUUGGUCUCCAAAUUCUUUGACGUGCACGCAGGAACCCCACUGCUGCCCUGCAGCUGCACAGAAAACUCAAAUGAGGUGCAGGUCCCGUGGGGCAAAGGCAUCAUUGGCUAUGUCGGGGAGCAUGGAGAGACGGUCAACAUUCCUGAUGCCUACCAGGAUCGCAGAUUCAAUGAUGAAAUUGACAAGCUAACUGGAUACAAGACAAAAUCAUUACUGUGCAUGCCUAUCCGAAGCAGUGAUGGUGAGAUUAUCGGUGUGGCCCAAGCAAUAAAUAAGAUUCCUGAAGGUGCUCCAUUUACUGAAGAUGAUGAAAAAGUUAUGCAGAUGUAUCUUCCAUUUUGCGGAAUUGCCAUAUCUAAUGCUCAGCUAUUUGCUGCCUCAAGGAAAGAAUAUGAAAGAAGCAGGGCUUUGCUAGAGGUGGUUAAUGACCUCUUUGAAGAACAGACUGACCUGGAGAAAAUUGUCAAGAAAAUAAUGCAUCGGGCCCAAACACUGUUGAAAUGUGAACGCUGUUCUGUUUUACUCCUAGAGGACAUCGAAUCACCAGUGGUGAAGUUUACCAAAUCCUUUGAAUUGCUGUCCCCAAAGUGCAGUGCCGAUGCUGAGAACAGUUUCAAAGAAAGCAUGGAGAAAUCAUCAUACUCCGACUGGCUAAUAAAUAACAGCGUUGCUGAGCUGGUAGCUUCUACAGGCCUUCCAGUAAACAUCAGUGACGCCUACCAGGAUCCCCGCUUUGACGCCGAGGCUGAACAGAUAUCUGGUUUUCACAUAAGAUCGGUUCUCUGCGUACCUAUUUGGAAUAGCAACCACCAAAUAAUUGGAGUGGCUCAAGUGUUAAAUAGACUUGAUGGGAAACCUUUCGAUGAUGCAGAUCAACGACUUUUUGAGGCUUUUGUCAUCUUUUGUGGCCUUGGCAUCAACAAUACAAUUAUGUAUGAUCAAGUGAAGAAGUCGUGGGCCAAGCAAUCUGUGGCUCUUGAUGUGCUAUCUUAUCAUGCAACAUGUUCAAAAGCUGAAGUUGACAAGUUUAAGGCAGCCAACAUCCCUUUGGUGUCAGAACUUGCCAUCAACGACAUACAUUUUGAUGACUUUUCUCUCGAUGUUGACACCAUGAUCACGGCUGCUCUUCGGAUGUUCAUGGAGCUGGGGAUGGUACAGAAAUUUAAAAUCGACUAUGAGACACUGUGUAGGUGGCUUCUGACAGUAAGGAAAAAUUAUCGGAUGGUUCUAUACCACAACUGGAGACAUGCCUUCAACGUGUGCCAGCUGAUGUUCGCAAUGUUAACUACCGCCGGGUUUCAAGAGAUUCUGACCGAGGUGGAAAUUUUAGCGGUGAUUGUGGGAUGCCUGUGUCAUGACCUCGACCACAGGGGAACCAACAAUGCCUUCCAAGCUAAGAGUGGCUCUGCCCUGGCCCAGCUCUAUGGAACUUCUGCUACCUUAGAGCAUCACCAUUUCAACCACGCAGUGAUGAUCCUUCAAAGCGAGGGUCACAACAUCUUUGCUAAUUUGUCCUCCAAGGAAUACAGUGACCUUAUGCAGCUUUUGAAGCAGUCAAUACUAGCAACAGACCUCACGCUGUACUUUGAGAGGAGAACUGAAUUCUUCGAACUUGUCAGUAAAGGAGAAUAUGAUUGGAACAUCAAAAACCAUCGUGAUAUAUUUCGAUCAAUGUUAAUGACAGCCUGUGACCUUGGAGCCGUGACCAAACCGUGGGAGAUCUCCAGACAGGUGGCUGAACUUGUAACCAGCGAGUUCUUUGAACAAGGAGAUCGGGAGAGAGCAGAACUCAAACUCACUCCUUCAGCUAUUUUUGAUCGGAACCGGAAGGAUGAGCUGCCUCGGUUGCAAUUGGAGUGGAUCGAUAGCAUCUGUAUGCCUUUGUAUCAGGCAUUGGUGAAGGUCAAUGUGAAACUGAAGCCGAUGCUGGAUUCAGUAGCUGCCAACAGAAGUAAGUGGGAAGAGCUGCACCAGAAAAGGCUGCUCAUCUCUUCGGCUGCCUCUGCCCCCUCUGUCAAUCUCAUGGUGACAGGAGAUGACAGAGACUAACCCUCCAGGUCAGCCGCAGCUGUGAAAUGACUGCAUCCUCAAGAGCCAGCUUCGGUCCCACCACAGUAUUCUUUUGUUCCUUUAAGCUCAAACAGACAUAAAGUCUCAGGGUUGUGCUGGGAAGCAUGCCUGGGCUUUCACCUUGCAGUGUGGUGCCAGCAGAAAGGACAGAGGAGGAGGUGGGGCGGGGAGCACAUGCCCCAGGACGCUCACCUCUCCCUGAUGAACACACAUGGGCUGAGAUGAAGGUUCUGGGCAGCGGGCCACUUGGGUCUAGGACCUGAGGACGGUUGGCCCUGCUCACUCUGAGCUGAGGGAAUGUUGAACAGUGAAGGCGUCAUUAGUGCUGCUUCAUGUUGUGUAUGGCUGUUCUGUUUGUUACAAGCCAAACAACCCCUGCUUUUGCAUCCUCUCCUCAGCUCCCCCUUCUGCGCCAGACUGUCCCAAGCAUCCCAAUUGGUAUUCUGUAGAGAUAUCUUAUUUUUAAUCCUAAAGCUUCUUAAUGAUGGAUCAGAACCUUUAGAAUCGCCUACCUAAAAGAGAAACUAUAUUAUCCUUACAAAAACCAGCCAUUCCCAGUUUUCCCCUAAAAAGGUCGAUAGUAGGAAGACAGCAAAUGUGUUUGUCUGAUUGGCGUUUAGACAAGAUUCAUAACAUUGUAUUGGGAUUGUGGUCCCCCUUUUCAGUUUUUUAAUUCAACCUUCAUUGUAGACCAAGUCUUCUCCCAGAAGGAAUGGAUUAAUAGACUUAAAGUAAGGGUGAAAGGAAAUCUAUAGGUGGAUUUAACGCAAAUGACACAUGAACAUUCAGAACUAUUUCCAACAGUGAGACAUUUCAUAGGACGCAGCAGAGCCACGGAGAAUGAUCACUGACUACCUGUAGCUCUCCUAGUGAUGAGUUUCAGUAUAAAAUGUAAGGUUACUACCAGUGCCAACCUAAAGCCAAAUGGAAAGGUCCCCAAUUUUGGAUUUUUCCUUAAGUGUAAGAUAUAAUGCUUGAAAGGUUAAGAAACAACAGUCUAGGCAGAGAACAGAUAUUCUAUAGAAAGCUAGGUUUAUAGUAGAUAAGAAUAAGCUAUAUUAAAUAGAUGCAAUGACUAGAAAGCUGAGAGACUGAGGACAUGGUAUGCCUUAUCCAAAGAACGCUGGGCCAGAAGCUACACUUGUACCCUAGGUUUGGCACUAUUCACUGGAUGGCUUUAGACAAGUCACUUAACUUCUCCCAGCCUUUUUCCUCAUUUGUCAAAUGAGAUUACACUAGGAAAUUAUUUUCAAACAUGAUUUAACCUUAGAACUCUUUGUUCAAAUAAAUCUUACAAAGAGUCCCCAAGACAUAAAACAUCUAAAAGCCCAAGUCCUCAGUUUGAAGCUGGGUUGGGAGAGCCAGAGCCCCUACAAAUCCUCAUUUCUUUGAUUACAUACCUAGUAGCCCAUAAUUGGGCUCUGAGGAGUUUGAAAAUCUCUGGACCAGAUGAACCUUGAAGUCCAUUCCAGCUCUAAAGAAUCUAAAAUUUACAAACCAGUUUUGUUCUUGUUGUUGCUCGUCAGUGUCAGUUAUUAACUUUACUACUCAGAGGAACAGGGGCCAAGUUCCACCAAGGACAUUUUUUUCCUGGCGCAUAGUAGACAUCUGGGAAAUGUUUAAAGAAUGGGUAGAUUAAAGUACCAAAACGGAAGUAAGGGAAGAGCAGGUACCCAUGCGGUAAAAGGAAGAUUCUAUAUGGGCAGAACUAGAGGAAAAGAAAAUUAUAAACCAGGCAAAUGGGGGGAAGAGAAGGAGGAGAGGGAAAAAGAAGAGGAGGAGGGGAAGCAAAAGAGAACAGCUAACAAGGAAGAGAUGGGGACCAAGGCAGGUGGUAAGAGAACUGAUAAAGGGAAGGUGAACAUCAAUCCAAACAAAGAAAAAUGGCAUGUCUUCCCAAAAAAAUGAGGGUACAGAAUCCUAUCAUCAAUUGCCUAGAAAAGAGAGAAACUUGAGCAGGGAGGGGGUUGACAAAAGAGAGAAGAAAGGAGUAGGAACCCUAAAAAUUAAUGUUCCCAGCUACCUUUUACAGCUGUCUCUGCGGGGAAGACUGGAGAAACUAGAGGAGAGAAUGAGUGCAGGAAAAAUUGCCUCCACGGAGCGGGUAAGAGGAGGUUGUUCAGAUUUAUGGAUUUUAUUAAGCCAGUUUUCUGAAUCACUCUGCUAUAAGGGAAAACAGCUUCUGCCGGGCUGUCUCCCUCCUCCAGGUGAGGAACAAAGGGGGGGUGGAGGUAGGGACAGACUCUGGUCGUGUGUCUGCAGCUCAGAAGCACUGCAGGUGUUCCUAGCUAUUGUGUCACAUCAUGUUUAUAUCACAAGUGGGAAUUGAAAAUCAGUCCAUGUGAGGCAGAGAUGAACCCACAUCUGUCAUCCUCCCCAACGAUAAAUAAAUAAAUAGCCCAGACAGACGAAUGCCAUUGUAUCUAGAGCAAAAUUUGAAAGCAUGUGCUUUAUGAUAAAACUAGACCCAGGGUCCAAUGGAGACUGCAGGUAGCUACACGCACUGUGGCUACCCUGAACGUUGAUGCUGCAUAUUGCUAAGGGGAAUGUAAUUUAUAGCACAAACUCUACGGCUUCCACUAAGGUUGAGUUUUCCUCUCAUUUUCUUGCCGUUUUAUUGGCUUCACUGCAUGGUUGCCAAUAGCAACACCCACUGGUAGCAAGAGCAGCUCAACACCAUUGCAAUCUGCCAUACAGUGGAGCCCUGACAAUGUCAACCAUCAAUCAAGCAGCUGUUUGUAAUUGCCUCCAUCUAUUAUUUCUCCUGUCUCGAGGUGUCUUUCCUAUUGGGGUCAAAAUUCAGAAACUGCUGACUAAUGCCCCAGUCUGUUCCUCCACAACCAUGAAACAGUAGAAAAGAGGGUAGCAGCCUCCCUGGUGCCAACAACCCAGAGGGUUAGAGGUUGAACUCUUGGGCGUUUGAGGUAUUUUUAAUCCCUUUUCUAAUGUAUAACUUUCCACGAAUUGGGGGUAUGUGUGGUUACCCAUAUAAUCUGCUUUUCCAAAAUAGAGAAAUUUUCCCAAUCCUUAUUAUUGUUUACUUCCUAUUGGAGGAAGGCAUUUGAAAUGUGAGCCUUCUUAUAAAACCUACAACUGACCAGAUUAUGUGCGCUUCCUCAGGUCUCUUGGCAUUAAUGGUUGAAAUGACUUCAUCCUACUUUCUCCACGAAGUGUAUUUUUUUCAGGCAGGCUAUUUAUAAUUUUAUUAGUCAGUAUGUGGAGAAUACAUGCACAACCUACAAUGUAACUGGCAAUCCCAGCCAGGAGGGAUGGCUUGGCAAACUGUAAAGGGCACUACCCCAGUGCACAGUGGAUGGGGCUCCCCCAAGCCUGGCCAUCGGCCAGACCUGUUAUCUUGGGACUCUCAGGUCUCGGGUUUUCCACUUAUAAAAUAAAAGCACUGAGUUUUAUUCAGUUCAUUUCUGCACCAAAGGACCAAGCUGUAUUUAACUUUAAAAACUUCUCAAAAAAGAUAGGAGCAAAGAGGUCAUCUCCUCACUAAAGACAAAAUAAAAAGUUACAUAUAUGGAGUAGAUAUAAAAACAACCUUAUCACAGAUAUGUCUGAGCCUGCCUCUAGUGAUCACGAAAGACAUGGUCAUCAGUACAUGGUUAUAGGUACAAAAAUAUACCCUUUUAUUUCAUAACUUUAGAUUAUCUCAUUUCAUAGAUAUCCCAUAAAUGGUAGUCAGUUUAAUUUACAAUUUAUAAAGUGAGUCAAAAGAAGUUAAAAUUGCAUGUGUGCUUUCUGUUUCUAAAAUCUAAGCUGUCUACACAUUUCCAGGUAUUUUAUAUUUGCAUACUCAUUGGGUUGGGUUGGAAAUAAUCUUUAAAAUUUUGUUAGUGAAAUAACAUUAUCUAAUAUUAAUGCUACAAGAAUUCAGUUGCUUUUUCAUGUAUCAAAAUUUAUCAUAUUUGAUCCACUUACCUGAAGUCGUUAAACAGAGUCUGCUCAAUUUACUUUGUGGUAGAAUUACUUUAAAAUCCAUUUUUCCUGCUGACUCUUAAUGAAUUGCACAAAGAUAAAAUACAAUUUCAUCCCCAUUAAUAGUGUGAAAAACUCCUCUCAAGCAGGACAGAAAUCUAAAUAUAUUAAGGGAAGAUUUACAUCUAAAGAAAAAUGUUUUGGCUGGAAGUAAACACUCAUAAAGGAUUCAUUAAAGCAAAAGAGCAAAACCUAAUUUGGGACCCUAAAAACUCUGGCAAUGCCAGUGAAGUUUCAUUGUCUGCUUCAGAAUAACAGUCUCUGAAACUGUUGUUCUGCCGCAUGCUGUAAAGAACUCCCAAAACUCAAAUGUCACAGGAAAUUUAAAGGUUGAGUCUGACUACAAGAAGGCCAAAAUUUCUUAAGUUUCUUAAGUGAGCAAUAAUAGAAUAAAACACAUAGAUGGCAGAAAUAAAGUGGUGUGUCUGGGGAAUUUCAUGUUGAGUACUUGGAUUUAACAAUGCCUGAGGUCCUGCUUACAUUGCUUGUGUACCUUUUCCUCAACUAGUAAUUUGGUGUUGUACAUCUUUUCUAAUUUAAUUUUGAAUGUUCUUGCAUAUUUAGUCCAUCUCUCAACAGUGCUAAAGAUAAGUUAUUUAUCUGUGUAGCAUAUCUCUACCAAUGUCACUGAAUAUAUACACUAGCACAGAAAUAUGUUUGUUUUAUUAAUGAAGUAUUUGCUAUAAAAAAAUGUGUUAUUUCAGGCCACCAUUUACCUUUGUGUUCAUUUGCUGUGUGUGUAUGUGUUUAGAAUGUCGAUUAUUUUUUUCUUUAGACUUAGAUUAAAUCAUAUUUAGAUGAAUUUUAAAAAACACAAACAGCAUUGUAUGGGAACAGGAGUUUAGGUUUUGGCUAAUCUCACUCCCUUGGUGAAAAAUGCUUUUGCCAUUUUAUUUUGAUGUACAAUCAUCUAAAAAGGAUCCCCUACUGAUUUGCUUCCUAAUUAUUAUUGUUUUACACAAAAGAAGGGAAAUAUGUCUUCAACUGAAUUGUCUCACGUCACUCCAUUUGUGUAGAUUUCCCAAGCUGAGGUGUCAUUUUAAGAAUACUACAUUAUAGACUGUUUGCCCAUUUCACAAGCAUCUAAUCCAUGAUUUUGAAACUGCUUUAAGAGACCUAAAUAUCUUUGUUUUUAAUAAAAUGCUUAAAGUUUAACUAAAGCUCUGGAAUAAUCUUUAUUUCUCUUAGGAAGGACGAUUUAAGGACUGAACGAGGCAAGCAUGCAUCCGAAUACCUACGAUUUAAAUUUUGACUGUCAAUUUAGCCCAUUAACCUUGUCCUGAUCUGUGAUGUUUGCCUGUGUGAGAGGGAUAGUAGGACAGCCCUGUCCACGGAGCAUUUUAAAGAUGACAAAAGGGUCUUUGAAUUAUUGAGGUUUUUCUGAAGGGAUAAGAGUCUGCAGCCCAAUGCAGACGGGUUCCUGUGUCUGUUACAGAUUGCUCAAAUUUGCGUGGGCAAUUACACAGGGGGAUCGCAUCGAUGCAGGGCCUCCAGCCACUGAUGCCAUACAAUUACACAACGGCUUCGGUGCUUAAACUUUAAAAUUCUUACACCAUUGUGCCUGUUCUAUUAGAACUGCAGCAAAUGAUCCAAAGCCAAUUCAAAUGACUGGAGAGGAGGUGCUCAGGGGGAGAGGGAAGAGGUGCAGUGUGGCCCCUACUGGCCAGCUUAAGCAAUCACCAACCCCCCCGUGCUGAGGCGACCACAGGCUUCUUUGUGCUUUUCAGUCCAUGCUUUUCAAGUGAGGCCAACAGUUAAAAUUACCUAAUUCACAGAAGGGCCGUGAGGAUUAAUGAGGGAAGUUAGGCAAAGCAGAAUCUGGUCCUGGUACAGAAAGUCCUGCAUAAACACAGGGGCUUAGAGUAGCUCUUUGUUUGGAUGGUUGAUUGAUUUCUUUAAAUGUCAAUAUCCACAGUUGUGCCUUCUCUGGUAAUUCCAUUUAUAAACCAUGUUAUUGUACUCUUCCUAACAAGUUAAUUUAGGUAAUAACACCACAAGCCCCCAAAUAUAAACUACUUGAUCUUUUUUUUAAAGGUAUAUCCAAGAAGGAAAUCUAAUUAAAAUAUUAAUAAAGCUGGAACUGCCAGUGAAAGGAGAAUUCAUAAUGAGGUUAAAUGUCUUACCAUCUGAGCAUAAAUGUUCCCAAAUAUUGAUUUGGUAUACAAUUUUUCCAAAACUCUUAAAAGAUUAAACAGAUGAUCCUAAAAGUCAAUCAGUUACAUUAUCAAUUUGACACUAAUUUAUUCUUUCUGCCUUCUUUAUGGUGGAAGAUUGGGGGGUGGGAAGGAAGAAGCAAGGGGACUGAACCACCAAACUGCCCAUCCUGAAGAAAAUGGCCUAGAAUGAAAGGGAAGAGAAAUAACAGCUGGAAAAUGGUUUUGCAGAAGGUCUUUCUUUAACAAGGAAAUUGACCACAGCUGUGGUUGUUGAGAUGUUCAUAAAUUACCAAUGUUUACCAACAGGAAGCAAUUACAUUUAGAGGAUAAAUAAGAAAACAUAACUUCCAACUAGUUUUAAAAGAGAAUGUCAAAUAGAUUUCACAUACAAAUAGAAUAUGGAAUUUGGUCAUCUCACAUUUUGACAGGCAGAAACAUAAGCAUGUUAAGAACUUUUAGCUCCUAUACAUUUUGCCCGAAUGGAAUUCUUCUACAUGGUAAACAUGCCUCCCUUUAUGCAGCAAAAUCCACCCUGAGCCCAACACUGCUUUCCUAAAGUCUAAUUCCUUUCAAUAAGGCACUAAAUCUUUUUAUUGCAACCACAAAAUUCUUUCUUAUUGCUAGAAAUGGUACAAUACACUAACUUUUUUGAUACAUGCUCCAGCUUUCCAAGAUUCUGUUGGAAACAAAAUGAUCCUUUAUGACAUUUUAUAAUAUUCCACCCCAUUUACUGCUUUCCAGAAUUUCUAUCAUUAAUUAAAGGGCCUUCUUUCACCAUCCCCCUCCCAAAAAAACCCUAAUCUAUUCCCCAACUGCCUGUCACAGACUAAAUAGAAGUCAGUCUAUCACAGCAGCAGGGAUGGUCAUGCCAAUUUCACAGCGUGAUUUGUGCACUCAUUUUAUUUUGCAAAUGACCCUGCCCUCCAUCUGUCUAAGCCGAAUGUCCUGCUUUUUCCAAGCCAGGCCUCAGGAGCAGCAGCACAUGAAAUAAGGAGGAAGGCACAGAACGUCUCCCUCCUGCCCGCUUCAGCAGCCACACUCACAGACAGGUACCAGCACAAAGAGGGGAACCUCAACUGAUGCCUGUAGGGAUUGGAGAAAUUUGGGGGACAGCAGAGAUUCCUUCUAUUUUGCUUACAUUCCCAAGAAGCCAUUUGAAGGUGAAUGCUUUCAUGGUGCGAAUACAACUCUGAAAAUCAGACUGAUAGACUAAAGAUAUAAAAGGCAAUUUCCCAUUUCCAUGUUCUGUCAUGUUACCUUGAUUUACAAUAGCACCUCACCCAAAGUAUCAGGUCAUACAUAAGGAUUUUAAAAUAAAUACUGAGCCUGAGUUUCCAAGAGACAAGUGUAGUCAGGCAGCCAAUAAAGGUGAAGAUCCUC